UUCUGUCGGAAGGCAAGGGAAAGUGACAGAUAGCACGUAGGCAAUGGAAGAGAGAAUGCAUUUGAAGGACUUUUGCGAAAUGGAUGCUUCGUCGAAACUUGAAUUUCUAAACUACGUUAGGCAAUGAUACUGUGUUAAUGAUAUUACUGAUAUUGCCGCGUCAUUGUUUCCGAAAUAAAACCUGAAAAAUAUCCAAAGUGAAUUUGUGGCACGCCGCUAAGAUUAUAUUUCCUAGGGCCCCAUAUUUCCAAACGGCUAUACCGUUAUUUUGAAGGAAUCCGUUACAUGAAUGAGGCAUAAAUCAUUAUUUUCAAUGGGAAAUUAACUGAAAUAACUGAUUUCUUAAUAUCGAAACAAUCAAUGUUUCCCAUGAUCCCAAGGUUUAGAAUAAAUUUACCACACCAGGACUUAGGCUUAGCCUUUUUAAGUCAUUUCGACGUUUGGUCAUCAGAGAAAUAUGUCUUGGUGGUAUACCAAAAAAAAAACCAGGUUGAAGGCGGAUUCGAAAUGUUUUGUUGACAGUAAAAAGAAUCAUGAGUAAAACGCGGAAAAGGGAAUUCUCGCACACUUAGAUCCUUCUAGAUACGUGCACUCCUGAAACACCGGACCCAUACGUCACCCAAACGAAAAAGAGAGAAAGGGAGAGAGAAAGAGAUAGAGAUAGAGAGAGGGGGGGGGAGAGCGAGGAGAAGAAAAGUGAAUAUAAACAAACAUUGGUUCAGUCAUCCACAGUGGAAGCUAUAAAAGUGAUUGGUCUUUCAUACAUCCAAUCAGUGUGCCGAACGGGACUUGCGUUACAAAAGCGAGCGAAGAGGAUCGCUUAUACUUCUACCCCAAAUUACAUUUUUAGUCUACGAUUUUUUAAGAGGUUUUAAGUAAAUUAAACCUGGUAUAUAUUUGAAACAGAUCUGAUGUUCAGUUGAUUGGUUUGAUUAUCUACUUUGACUUUGAAUUCUUAUUUUUGUCGCCAUUAUUUCUUGUGAAUUGUGAUUUACUGUGGAUAUCACAACUCAGGGAUUCAGACGUGUAUUGACUGCUGGGCAGAGAAGAAGAAAGAGUCAAAAUGGACGGGGAGCAGUUUAAACAGAACUCGGAAGAGAUGGCAUCCUACAUUGUCAAAUAUUUGGACAAUAUCUCGGACUACCGUGUGUUUCCUGACGUAGCGCCAGGAUACCUGAGGAAGAUGCUACCAGAAGAAGCUCCAGCUAAGGGAGAAGAAUGGCAGGACAUUAUGUCAGAUGUUAAUACCAAGAUCAUGCCUGGGGUAACUCAUUGGCAGCACCCGCGAUUCCACGCCUACUUUCCGGCGGGAAAUUCAUACCCAAGUAUUCUCGCAGAUAUGCUUUCAGAUGCAAUAGGCAGCAUAGGAUUUUCGUGGGCAGCGAGUCCUGUAUGCACAGAACUUGAAACAAUAAUGAUCGACUGGUUAGGUCGAAUGUUAAACCUUCCCAAACACCUUCUUCCAUUUGCCGACAACUGCAGAGGCGGAGGAGUUAUUCAGGGUUCAGCAAGUGAAUGCACUCUCGUUACCAUGUUAGCAGCGAGAACGAUGGCACUGCGCAGGUACAAAGAAAAGUAUCCAGAUAUAGAGGAUGGCGUACUGCUCACAAAGUUGGUAGCAUACUGCUCAAACUUGGCACACUCGUCGGUUGAAAAGGCGGGAAUUAUUGCAUUUGUCAAAACACAUCAGCUCCCGACAGACGAUCAGUACUCCCUUCGGGGGACCACACUCCUAGAAGCAAUUCAGCUCGACGAGGAAAGAGGACUUAUACCAUUUUAUGUGUGUGGAACGCUCGGAACGACUGGAUGCUGUGCGUCUGAUGCUAUCGACGAAUUGGGUGAGAUCUGCCAGGAGAGGGGUCUAUGGUUCCACGUAGACGGUGCGUAUGGGGGCAACGCCCUUAUCUGCCCCGAGUUCAGUUACCUCCUUACUGGUUUCGAGUAUGUAGACUCGUUCAACUUCAACCCAAACAAGUGGAUGCUCGUAAACUUCGAUUGUUCCGUAAUGUGGAUACGGGACAAGACAGCUCUUACCAGUACUUUCAAUGUCAACCCUCUAUAUCUUCAACAUGAAAAUGACGAUGCUGCAAUAGACUAUAGGCACUGGACAAUUCCCCUAAGUAGAAGAUUUCGAGCACUGAAGCUAUGGUUCGUGAUCAGGUCGUACGGGGUAGAAGGACUUCAGAAAUACAUCAGGAAUCAUGUCAAACAGGCAAAGGCAUUUGAGGAACUUGUGUGGAACGAUAACCGCUUCGAAGUCUUAGGCGAAGUCACAAUGGGUCUUGUAUGCUUUCGGUUAAAGGGUGAAAACAGUUUGACGGAAAGACUGCUGAAGAACAUUAACGACUCUGGGAAACUACACAUGAUACCCUCCUCACUCAACGGCAAGUACGUCAUCAGAUUCGCGAUCUGCCAUCAAUACGCCAGCGGGGAUGACGUCACAUACGCUUGGGAUGUUAUCAAGAUCAUGGCCGACGAGGUCUGUCGACCACCCGGCCGUCUUCUUCGCCAACGUCGGCCAUCUGUUCUCGACAACAGAAUCACUGCCUUUAUGCACACCACGAGCUCCCAGUACGCAGAGAUGCUCCGGGAAACACCCGAAUCGCCAUCGACAUCGGAGACCAGCAGCGCCAGCGAGGACGACAAUGAGGUCAAGGGCGAGCAGGAGGACGAGAAGUCAUUAAAGGCCAGCUUGGCCUUUCUGGAAACGCGCUUCAGUGAUGCCAUCAACAUCCCCAACGCACGAGGCAAUUGGGAGGAUAUCAACAACGCGCGUAGUCCGCGAGGUGCUGGCAGCCAUCGCGGUGUCCGUACUGUGAGCGAUUCGACAGCGCAUUCCCGUCGUCGGAAGCAAAGCGUCUUCCAGCGUCCUGUCGCAUACGAGAUAGACGCGUUCGGGACCCUAAAGGAAAGCUUCCGUGUCCAAAGGCUGAGUUUCGACAACGGAGAGCAGAAAAUCAAGAGCAGACUUAACAACAGAAGGAUGACUAUAUUUUGAGCAUGCAUUGUCAUCUAAUCGUCUUCCUUUUUACACACUUCCAUUCCCUCGUAAUCAAAUAUUAUGCGUCUUUAUGAAGGAUACACGUUCGUCGGGCCUAUCUGCAGAUCGACUGUUCAAUACCACUCAAUAAGUUGUAUUUAUUGACGUCUGUAAGAGGACGUGAGAUAGACGAAGAGUCCGUUAAGCCAAGGUGGACAGUACACGAUCUGUUUGAAAUGUUUAGGAUCUGAAUCCGGCAAAAAGGGUGUAAGAUCAUUCGAUUUGAAAAUUCAACCCUGUACCAUGCUGACGAUCAGAGCUUCAAAUUAUGGUCGGUCUGAAUAUAAAAUCGAUUUUUCAGUCAGAGCAGUCAUUGUCAUCGGCUGCGAUUUGAAAUGCGUCUUGGACUUUAUCCCGACCGGAAAGCUUGUAGUUUAGCAAAAAAAAUCAGUAUUUUAGGCAUUAUUAGGAACAUCGAAUUCCACAUUUAAUCCUUUUGUAAAAAUAAUAGUAGAAAAGUCGGGUCGUAGCCGGCGAAUCGCGGCGUAUUGGGCGGCAGAGCAUAACAUCAAUUUGUCAACUCUUGUCCCACUUUAAUUGGCUUAAUGAUAGUCACACCAAUGAAACGAACUCAAACUAACGCAUUAUAUGUCAUUCUGCCAUUAAAAAUAAAGCAAUAGUUUGAUCUGUCUCACUGUCUGGAGUCGGCUUCGUCCGUGUGACUUAAGCAUUACAUGGAACGCUACAAAUCUGUUUUUAGAUAACAUAAUCGUUGAACGAAGCCCCAUCGUCCACAAUGCCAUCGGCCCUUGGCACCAAUAAGUUACCCAUUUGAACCCCAGAUUUUAUUGUGUAUGACGCAUUAUGUAUAAUGAAGGCUUAAGAUAAAGCUCAGUCACAGAUAUAAAAAAUAUAUAGAUUUCAAAUAGAGAAUGCUUGUAUUCUUUCUUUCAUAAGUAACAUUUCCCUUUGUGUUAGUUUAUCUAUUCAUGCUUAAAGUUGAAGGUAAUAAUUUUUUGUUAUGUUAUUAAUGCUAUCAGAACUGAAUUACUCACAGGAAUACAACGUGUACUACUCUUGUCCCAAAGUAUGUCAGGCUCCUUUUAUAACAUUGACAUUCAAACUAAUUUUAUUCGCCCGUUCCUAUAUGACGUUCUACAUGAGUAUGAUGAUCAUUAGGCCUUUUCUUUCCACGAUCACCAUGAUAAUGACAACUGUCGAAGUAUCCAAUGCACUAAUUGCAAUUACCUUUGAUGUAGUCGGCCACUUUCCAGGCAAACAAGCGUUUCAAGGAAAUCAAUUGUCAUGUCUGGUGGGUGUUUCAUAAAGCUGUUCGUAAGUUAAGAGUGACUUUAAGAACGACUGGUGAUCCUUUCUUCUGGUAAAUGAUAUUCAACAUUAAAUGUUCAUUGGUGAUUAUUUCGCGCGUAAGAAAGGAUCACCAGUCGUUCUUAAAGUCGCUCUUAACUUACGAACAGCUUUAUGAAACGGCCCCCAGGUAUCUAUUAGCAUGAUUAGGGUCGAGUACCUGAACAAUGUGCAUGAUGUGUGAAAACAUUUCUUGCGAAAGGAAAUAAGUCAUGCAAGAGUCAUGAUAACUACCACAAAAUGGAAUAAAUCGUUUCUUUUUUAGAAAUCACGUGUUAGCGUGAGAUGAUCCCCUACACGGAACUCAUCUAAAAGUAGUAUUUUCAUCUUGAAAACAAUUUCUUUGGGAGGUAGUUGUCGUCCAAUAUGCAUGGUGGCAAUAGCAUUACUCAAAUUUUUAGUAAUCUUUACCAUCCAUCCGAGAGUGUCCUUUUCGAGGUUUAUAAAGUUAAAAGAGUGAAAUGAAAUGGAGUUAAAUACAGGCAUAUUAUCCGUUCAAAUAUUAACAAAAAGACACGUGGGGUUUAUACAUUAUCACUGGCGCAAUAACCUUUCUUAUUCAAUGUUAUCUGCUUAGAAGUACACACUUUCAACCAGAAAUGUGUCUUCAUGCUUUUGACACUGUUUACAAUUUAGUAAGUUCAUAAUUAUCUGAGUUUAUACGCGAGCAGUUAUACAAAUACCAAAAAGUAUUUUUGGCUUCGUCAUGAAGAUGCAUAUUUUAGUCGUUGGGUCAAAGUGCUCAAUAAGCAGACCAUGUACUUGAUGUAUUUAUUUAGUAACCCUAGAAUCUUUCAAGAUGAACAAUUACGAAAAAGGGUACAUGCAUACUAUUUUACUCUUGCCAUGAUUGUAUAUAUUCACUACAUAUUUGUAUUCAUUUCAGAUGUGUUAUCAGAAGUUCUUCUAUCGAUUCAUUAAUAAUAGGAGGGGUUUGUUGUGCUUUUUUCCGUAGAUGGGAUUCUAAUUCCUUGCUCCACCCGAGUUGCUCAUUUCUCUGGCACAGAACAGCGACCGGGGGGCAGUCAAAUAAAUUGCUGUACACAUGCGUGACCCCCCCCCCC
Molecule: messenger RNA, 5412 nt
Organism: Lytechinus pictus (painted urchin)
Lineage: Eukaryota; Metazoa; Echinodermata; Echinoidea; Temnopleuroida; Toxopneustidae
Product: aromatic-L-amino-acid decarboxylase-like
Exons: 15
Coding region: 1064-2998 (644 amino acids)
Biological process (GO): amino acid metabolic process
Cellular component (GO): cytoplasm
Molecular function (GO): pyridoxal phosphate binding; carboxy-lyase activity
Source: RefSeq, a predicted model, not a curated record